UCCGUGUCGCCUUCUCCGUGUCCAUGUCUCUCUCCGUGUCAGUGUUGUAGUUGUAGUCUGUAAUACAAAGUCGCCGAGUUGAAGUCUUGCGUUUGUUGAGUUUUUCGUCCAACUGGUGAGACAAUUGCAAAUAUAAUACAAUAAUACUACCCAACUGCAAAACAGACGGACCACAAAAAAGGCAGUAAAAAUACACCAGAAAAAUAUAUUGAAAAAAAUCAAAAAACAAGCAUAAACAGAAAAAAAUCACAGCCAGCUAUACAAUAAAACAAAAGACCAAACCAAAGAAACCAGACAAACCAAAAGAGGAAGCACUACCAGGAGGAGGAAGCUGAAACGGAGGAGCUGGAUAGGAGGAGUGCCACAGCGCGUGAGAGUUGGUGGGGCUGAUCUCCGAGCCCGAGGAGAGUGCUGCGCCGCGAGGUGGAGAUCUGGAUCCAGAGUACACAGCAUUACCAUUGUAUAUAGUUUCAAACACGGAAGUCGCAAGUCCCCCAACGCCCCAAGCCCACUCUCUCUUUCUCCUCGAUAAGUACCCUUCCAAAACGACGACAACGUUGCCACCUCUGCCAAAAAAUAAUCGUUGGGGCACAGCCAGCCAGCUGCUCCAUGCUCCAUGCUCCAAGCUCCCAAAUGCCCCCGAGCUUCUCGCGUAAUUGGCCUCUCGAGUUAAAUGUCCAGUUGCUGCCGCUAUCGUGCCAUGCGGACGGCGUGUCACUCCCGACAAAUGCGUAUUGUGGUUCACCUUGUGUAAAAUAAUUAUGGCCGAGCGGUCGUUACAAAAGUAUCAGAAAUUGGAUAUAGUGACGGUUGGAAGCGGCUCAGGAAGCAGUGCUAGCAGGGCAUCAACAGGACUCCUUAGGCGGGGGGCACUUGGGUCGAAAGGGAGCCCAUCGCUUAGCUGAUAGAAUGGGUGGCCCGAAAAAAGAGGAAAACCCACCAGGUGGUGGUCCGACGUCAUUGUUUAUCCUAACCGAGGAUAACCCAAUUAGAAAGUACACACGAUUCAUCAUUGAAUGGCCGCCCUUUGAAUACGCUGUGUUAUUGACAAUCAUAGCCAACUGUGUUGUGUUGGCGCUAGAGGAGCACUUGCCGGGUGGUGACAAGACAGUAUUGGCUCAAAAAUUGGAAAAAACGGAGGCCUAUUUUUUAUGCAUUUUCUGUGUAGAAGCAUCGCUCAAGAUCCUCGCCUUAGGGCUUGUUCUGCAUAAACACUCCUAUCUCAGGAAUAUUUGGAACAUCAUGGAUUUUUUCGUUGUAGUGACGGGAUUCAUGACACAGUACCCACAAAUAGGGCCCGAGGUAGACCUAAGAACACUUAGAGCCAUUCGUGUGCUACGGCCCUUAAAAUUAGUGUCUGGAAUUCCUAGUUUACAAGUAGUUUUAAAAUCUAUAAUCAAGGCGAUGGCACCUUUACUGCAAAUCGGUCUCUUGGUGUUGUUUGCAAUCGUAAUAUUUGCAAUCAUUGGACUCGAGUUUUAUUCGGGCGCACUGCAUAAGACUUGUUAUAGCUUAGAAGAUCCAAAUAAACUAGUGAAGGAGGGCGAAUCAGAGACACCCUGCAACACGGACAACAGCACAGAGAAGGCAGGCGGCUCCUUCGUAUGCAAUAACACCACGAGCAUGUGUCUGGAGAAAUGGGAUGGACCAAAUUCAGGCAUAACGAGUUUCGAUAAUAUUGGAUUCGCCAUGUUGACCGUAUUCCAAUGUAUCACAAUGGAGGGCUGGACGUCAAUACUAUAUUGGACCAACGACGCAUUAGGUUCAACAUUUAAUUGGAUAUAUUUCGUGCCUCUUAUAGUUAUAGGCUCAUUUUUUAUGCUCAACUUAGUUCUUGGUGUCUUGAGUGGUGAAUUCGCAAAAGAACGAGAAAAAGUAGAAAAUAGACAAGAGUUUCUUAAACUUAGAAGGCAGCAGCAACUAGAAAGAGAGUUAAACGGCUAUGUUGAAUGGAUUUGUAAAGCUGAGGAGGUGAUACUAGCCGAAGAGCGGACAACAGAGGAGGAGAAAAUGCACAUAAUGGAGGCACGAAGACGAAAUGCAGCCAAGCGGAAAAAGCUGAAAAGUUUGGGAAAAUCGAAAUCAACAGACACUGAAGAGGAGGAGGCCGAGGAGGACUAUGGCGAUGAUGGUUAUCUGAAAACUCGCUCUAAACCUCAAGGCAGUUGUACGGGAUUCUGGCGAGCGGAGAAGAGAUUUCGCUUCUGGAUCCGGCACACGGUGAAGACGCAGUGGUUCUACUGGUUCGUGAUCGUACUCGUCUUUCUGAACACAGUUUGUGUGGCCGUCGAGCACUAUGGCCAGCCGUCGUUCCUUACAGAAUUUCUGUAUUAUGCGGAAUUCAUAUUCCUCGGUCUCUUCAUGUCGGAGAUGUUCAUCAAGAUGUACGCUUUGGGGCCCCGCAUCUACUUUGAGUCGUCGUUCAACCGUUUUGAUUGUGUUGUCAUUAGUGGUUCGAUAUUCGAGGUGAUCUGGUCCGAGGUCAAGGGAGGCUCGUUCGGUCUGUCCGUGCUACGUGCACUGCGACUACUGCGCAUCUUCAAAGUAACCAAAUACUGGUCAUCGCUGCGCAAUCUAGUCAUCUCACUGCUGAACUCAAUGAGAUCGAUUAUCUCGCUGCUGUUCCUGCUCUUCUUGUUCAUACUGAUAUUCGCACUGCUUGGCAUGCAGCUAUUUGGCGGCCAGUUCAAUCUGCCCGGAGGCACGCCCGAGACCAAUUUUAAUACAUUCCCGAUAGCCCUGUUGACCGUAUUCCAAAUUCUCACUGGCGAGGAUUGGAACGAAGUCAUGUACCAGGGCAUCAUAUCGCAAGGUGGUGCACAGAAAGGAAUGAUUUACUCUAUAUACUUUAUCGUUUUGGUACUCUUCGGUAAUUACACGCUCUUAAAUGUUUUCUUGGCUAUCGCCGUUGAUAAUUUGGCGAAUGCACAAGAGUUAACAGCAGCCGAAGAGGAACAAGUCGAAGAGGAUAAAGAGAAACAACUGCAAGAACUUGAAAAGGAAAUGGAGGCCCUCCAGGGCGAUGGCGUACAUGUGGAAAACGGCGAUGGCACUGUGGCCGUAACGAAAGGAAAGAGCAAAAAGAAGGAGGAGGAGAAAAAGGAGGAGGAGGAAGUGACCGAGGGACCGAAGCCAAUGUUGCCAUACUCAUCGAUGUUUAUACUCUCACCAACCAAUCCCAUACGACGCGGCGCCCAUUGGGUUGUUAAUUUGCCAUAUUUUGAUUUCUUCAUUAUGGUCGUCAUCUCAAUGUCAUCAAUAGCAUUAGCAGCCGAAGAUCCCGUUCGUGAGAACUCGAGGCGAAACAAGAUAUUGAAUUACUUUGAUUAUGCAUUUACCGGCGUAUUCACGAUAGAAAUGUUGCUGAAAAUUGUAGACUUGGGUGUGAUACUGCACCCUGGCAGCUAUUUAAGAGAAUUCUGGAAUAUUAUGGAUGCUGUGGUCGUUAUAUGCGCUGCUGUUAGUUUCGGUUUCGAUAUGAGCGGUAGCAGCGCUGGACAAAAUUUAUCGACUAUUAAAUCGCUACGUGUAUUGCGUGUACUCCGGCCAUUGAAGACCAUUAAGCGUGUACCAAAAUUGAAAGCCGUCUUCGAUUGCGUCGUGAACUCAUUGAAAAAUGUUGUUAACAUUCUAAUCGUGUACAUAUUGUUUCAAUUUAUAUUUUCUGUUAUUGGAGUACAAUUGUUCAAUGGAAAAUUUUUUUAUUGUACGGACGAAAGUAAACAUACUUCCGCAGAGUGCCAGGGCUCGUACUUCAAGUACGAGGAGGAUGAACUGCUGCCCAGACAGGAGCUGAGGGUCUGGAAGCCAAGGGCCUUCCACUACGACAACGUUGCGGCCGCGAUGCUGACACUGUUCGCUGUCCAGACCGGCGAGGGAUGGCCACAGGUCUUGCAACACUCAAUGGCUGCCACUUAUGAAGAUAGGGGUCCAAUCCAAAAUUUCCGGAUCGAAAUGUCCAUAUUUUAUAUUGUCUAUUUUAUUGUAUUUCCAUUCUUCUUCGUCAACAUAUUCGUGGCCUUGAUUAUUAUCACAUUUCAAGAGCAAGGCGAAGCUGAGUUACAAGAUGGUGAAAUUGACAAGAACCAGAAAUCCUGCAUUGAUUUCACAAUCGGAGCCCGCCCACUCGAGCGUUAUAUGCCCAAAAACCGGAACACUUUCAAGUACAAAGUAUGGCGCAUUGUGGUUUCAACGCCAUUUGAGUACUUUAUAAUGAUGCUGAUCGUGUUCAAUACGCUCUUGCUGAUGAUGAAGUAUCAUAAUCAGGGUGAUAUGUAUGAAAAGUCACUCAAGUACAUCAACAUGGGAUUCACAGGAAUGUUUAGCGUUGAAACUGUGCUGAAGAUCAUUGGAUUCGGUGUCAAGAACUUUUUCAAGGAUCCGUGGAACAUAUUCGAUCUGAUUACCGUGCUGGGCAGCAUCGUGGAUGCAUUGUGGAUGGAAUUUGGGCACGAUGAUUCGAACUCAAUCAACGUCGGCUUCCUGCGUUUGUUUCGUGCGGCGCGUCUUAUCAAACUACUCCGUCAAGGAUACACAAUACGCAUUCUCCUCUGGACAUUUGUACAAUCAUUUAAAGCACUUCCAUAUGUCUGUUUGCUUAUAGCCAUGCUAUUCUUUAUAUACGCCAUUAUUGGCAUGCAGGUGUUCGGAAAUAUCAAACUAGGUACAGUGGAAAAUUCCAUUACUAGGCACAACAACUUCCAAUCAUUUAUUCAAGGCGUCAUGUUGCUCUUCAGAUGUGCAACGGGCGAGGCAUGGCCAAACAUAAUGCUGGCCUGCCUCAAGGGCAAAGCCUGUGACGAGGACGCCGAGAAGGGCCCGGGCGAGUACUGCGGAUCGACGCUGGCCUACGCCUACUUCGUAUCGUUUAUAUUCUUUUGUUCGUUUCUAAUGUUGAAUCUGUUCGUCGCCGUCAUCAUGGAUAAUUUUGAUUAUCUCACAAGGGACUCCAGUAUAUUGGGUGCUCAUCACUUAGACGAAUUUGUGCGCAUAUGGGCGGAAUAUGAUCCAAAUGCGACUGGUAAAAUACACUACACGGAAAUGUACGACAUGCUUAAGAAUAUGGAUCCACCGCUGGGAUUUGGUAACAAGUGUCCCAAUCGGCUGGCCUACAAAAAACUGAUCAGAAUGAAUAUGCCGCUGGACGAUGAGCUGAGAGUCCAGUUUACCACAACGUUGUUCGCUUUGAUUCGGGAGAAUCUAAGCAUUAAGAUGCGAGCGCCUGAGGAGAUGGAUCAGGCGGACAUGGAGCUCAGGGAAACCAUCACGAACAUCUGGCCGUUGCAGGCGAAGAAGAUGCUGAAUCUGCUGGUGCCACCGCUCGAUCAGCUGAAUAAGGGGAAGCUUUCAGUUGGUAAAAUCUACGCAGGUUUCCUCAUACUGGAGUCCUGGCGUAACACGAGGUUCGGCCAGAUUGAUUCGGGCAUGCCGAACUGGAAGGAGCGGAAGAAGCCGGAAGACGAUGACGAGCGUAAAUAUAGCCCAACGGCCGUCGAGGAGCCGAAACAAUCAUUCUUUAACUGCCUGCUCGAUAUGGCCGCCCUCGACAAAGGAGGAUCGCGUCAGAAUUCCAUAAGCUUCGAGGCGAAUGGGGAAGGAGCCGCCAACUCACAGACACAUUUGUUAGCGAGCACGCACCAUCACCACCACGCAAACGGUGAUGCCGAACACAACAGUUUGGCAACACUAGCACGGCGGAGUACGAUCAGAAAGCGAUCAGUUAGAAACAAAAAGGUGAAUAAGUUUGAUAAACUCCAAGCGAUGCUGGAACUGCAAGAUGCGUCUAGACGACCUUCGCAGGAGUCGCUUACCGGUGCCGAUGCUGGCCAUUUACAUCCUGGACAUUCGUACAUGAACGGCCAUCGGCGAUCGCCUAGUUUAAGGCACAAUGGCUCGCCACUUGCCAGAUCUCCAAGUCCUCGACGACGUGGCCAUCAAUACAUACAUCAUGAUAUCGGGUUCUCCGAUACCGUAUCUAAUGUUGUAGAGAUGGUCAAGGAGACACGUCAUCCUAGGCAUGGUAACAACCAUCCGCGGUAUCCAAGAGGUUCAUGGUCAGCAUCGACAAGUCCGGCCCGUUCGCCUUCGCCUUCUCGUUAUGGUGGUCAUUUGUCUCGCAGUAAACGCACUCAACUGCCUUAUCCCACAUAUGGGACAACAAGUCUAUGUCAAAGGUCACGAUCGCCGAGUCCCGCUCGACUUCAGGAGAUGCGUGAACGAGACAGACUUGGUUAUGGGAUUGAUAUGGGUGGCACGCAUGUGCAGCAUAGCUACCCAACGCUAGCCUCCCGUCGUGCCGGAAUUGGACGACGCCUACCACCGACUCCAAGCAAACCGUCAACACUGCAGCUCAAGCCAACCAACAUUAAUUUUCCCAAGCUGAAUGCGAGUCCAACUCACACGCACCACUCAACGCCCCACAGUGUUCACUCGCUGCCGCAUCAUCGUGACCUGCUGCGGGACCCUAGAGAUAUGUAUUAUAGUAGUAGAGACCGCGAGCGGGAUCGCGAACGCCUUAGGGAUCGAGAUCGGGAUCGGGAUCGCCUGCACGAGUACGACCUGCGCUUCGAAUACAGAGAUCGGGAGCGUGAGUUGUAUGAGCGGGAGCGUGAUCGCGAGAGAGAGGUGGAAAGAGAAAGACUGGAAUAUAUAGCACCGCUGUCGUUUGAACAAGCGCUGGCUAUGGGCCGAACAGGUCGUGUACUGCCAUCUCCAGUUCUAAAUGGUUUUAAGCCAAAGAGCGGACUUAAUACUCGACACUCCGAUUCCGACGAGGAGGACUGGUGCUAGCAAAGGCUUUGAUUGCGAUCGCGUAAUCGAAAGGAUCAGAUCUGGGUAUAACAUCAGGCCAUAUGCUCAUCGUAUUCAGCACCAAAUUUAGAUCACAAUUUUGAUACGAUACGACGCAUAAAUCAACACCAACGCCAAUACCAACACUUACACCAACAGCCACAACAAUAUACACCAAUUAAUCAUCGGUAUGUAGAUAUACCAAGAUCCACUUUAACACUAACACCCACCACCCCCACCACACUAACACCAAAAGAUAUCAAGAAAUUGGCUGAAGAAGAAGAAAGCUUACACGAAUCAACAAACCCAAAUCGACAACCGCAAUCGCAACGAGCAAACGAUGAUCAGCAAAUACAACAGCUACUAGUAACACAACAACAACAACAACAGCAACAUGAAUGGCUACCAUGCUGCCACAAGCCGUACGAAUCCUCACUGAUGGCAAUCUCAUUGCCAGAAACAAGAACAACCUCGCCCCACUUCGAUUAUGAAGAAUUCAUAGGAACUAUACCAAGGACUAGGUCUAGGACAACAGCAAUCGACACUGCAACAACAACACCAAGGACAACAAGAAAUGAAAAUGAAGCAAUGAUAUUAAGUGUACCAAUUACAAUAACAACACCAGUAGCUAUUAAAAAGAUCUAUUCUGAUAAUGACAUUAAUUAUAAUGCUAUUUCCGAUCUACAUGAUGGUUGGAUAGAAACACCAGCAGCAUCAGGUGCCCAUCAUUAUCACCAGCCAGAAGAACUACUACUACAACCACAAGAGCAAUCACAGCCGCAGCAAACACAGCAACCACAGCAGCAGCCGCAUCCACAGCAACAUCACCCGCACCAUCCGCUGUAUUCGUAUCAUACGCUAUAAGGGAAGGGGGAUGAUGAUGAUGAACAGAAGCCAGAACCAGAAACCGCUGAAAGUGUAACUUUAAUUGUAACUGAAACUGAAAUGAGGUGUAAAAAGUACGAGAGAUCAAGGAAUAGGAGUUAGGAGAUCGCUAAGAGUAGGAGUAAGGUGUAAAAGGAGGAUAGGGAAAAGAAUAUGGAUAUGAAAAUGAAUAUAGGUAUAGGAAUAGCAACAAACUCAAUGUCAGAUAUGAAUGAUAUGAUAUGAUGAUAUGAUAUGAUAGAGUGUAUUUAUUUUAUUGUACUAAAUGCCUAAGAAACCAAACAAGCAAAAGGGAACUAUAUUUCGAAAAGCAUAACAUACUUAGAUUGUAGGUCUACAAUAUAGGUAGUAAAUAUUGUAGGGGUACUCGCAUACAUUAUACAUUGUAGGUUUAUCUAGGACAUAGCUCGAUGAAUCUGUAAUCUGAAUCUGCAAGCGUUUUUGUCUUGUUUGUAUUUAAAGUUAGUAAUUCAAUUAUGUACAUUUAAAUGCAAAAUUAUAUUUAUUCUCCUGUACAUACAAGUUUAAUGUAGAUAUCAAAUUUUUUGUAUGUAAUGUUUUACCUACGACUACGAUUAUACACACACACACACACACACACAUGCAUACUUUCGACCGAGACGUACACAGGAAAUCCGAACCCAAAAAACAAAUACUUAAACUUGAAUAGCAAACAAAUAAUUCGCAUUUUGAAUACCUAAGGAUUUUUUCAUUCAUUCGUGUAUAUUCGAGCGAAUACUCGCCCUCUCUCUAUCUGUCCCUCUCCUUCUUUUGAUUAAUCGAACAUAAACCACUACUAAAGCUAAAACUAAAACAAUAACUAAUAGCAAUAGUACUGCAAGAUCAAAACCCAAUACAAUACCAAUAUACAAUAUACACAGCCUCAAUCAUGACCAGCUGCAUACAUACCAUAAGUAUCUAUGUAAAUUAUAGCCUGUUCUGUACAGACUUUGACGAGGUAGCGGAACAUUACUUUAUUUUCUGAUACACAACAAUAUACGUGUACGAACGAGCCUCAUUUUCAUUUCUCAGAGAACUUACUUUAACUUCAGGAACAUGCCUUGGCAUCUGCUCUUUGAAGGUUAAAACUGUUUCGAUUCGUUCGCAAGAAAAGUCUGUACAUGAUGUGAGCUGUAGGCUAGGCUAGUGUAAAUGAUGAUGAUGAUGAUGAUGAUCAUACCUGAUAGAUAAUCCUCGUUUAAAUAGUAUACAUGCAUAAUCGAUAUCGCCUAUCUAAUCUUGCCUUUACGAGCAAAAGCCUUAAAACAUUGCCAUUUUAUUAUUCGAAAAUAUGAAUCUGCUUAGUCUGAUUGCAUUGUUAUUUAAUUUUCAAUUUUUUCGGUAUAUCCGUAGCGACACAUUCGUACAUACAUAUAAGUAUGUAGAUACCAGUAUCCGUAUACCUCUCCAGCUCAUGCAAAAUGGAAAUGUGAAUCUCAUGCACACACAUACACACCUCCACCUCCCUCACUCGAUAUCGAAAUCAGCAUCACAUUAACGCAGGCAUAUAGCAGAAACAGCAUUAUCACAGCAGUCAUUAAGACAUUAAGACAACAAAUGAUCCUAAAUCAAAACAACCAGUUAGUGUAUAGAUAGACGACGAAUCAUGGGUUACAUGACGAACAUGAACAUGACGAAGGGAUAUCGAAGAGCGCACAAAUAUUGUAAUUUAAACAAAAAAGUGAAUCCAUAACUUAAGUAAAUAAUUAUAACCGCUGAGCAGUUAUGCGAAUUUACACAGCAAAUGUACUUACGAUAACGAAUACGAAUAUGAUUAUGAUUACGAUUACGAGAGUAGAGUUUUAGGAGGCAUACAUACAGAGAAGGUGCAUAAAAGACGACAACCAAGAGAAGCAAACACCAAACCGAAACCAACUUAGCCAUGUUCACUACAGCAAUGUACUAUAAUUAAUUAUACAUAUUACGAGUAAAACUUAGCAAUACGGAAAAUACCGACAAAACCAAAAAAAAAAGCCGGAAAACACGAAAACCGAAUACAGCAAAACUGAGAAAUAGAAAUGCAUACAUUUUUAAUAAUUAUAUUAUAUUACGGAUACAUACAAGAUCGAUUUAUAAAUAUACACUCACAAGCAUA
Messenger RNA from Drosophila miranda, 9769 nucleotides. RefSeq names its product voltage-dependent calcium channel type A subunit alpha-1 (gene cac). NCBI's taxonomy places the organism in Eukaryota, Metazoa, Arthropoda, Insecta, Diptera, Drosophilidae. Bases 910 to 6789 code for a protein of 1959 amino acids. The transcript is spliced from 37 exons. The record is from RefSeq and is a predicted model, not a curated record. Gene Ontology annotation, molecular function: high voltage-gated calcium channel activity; calcium ion binding. Gene Ontology annotation, biological process: calcium ion import across plasma membrane; chemical synaptic transmission. Gene Ontology annotation, cellular component: voltage-gated calcium channel complex; membrane.